This is a messenger RNA of Drosophila ficusphila, 1503 nucleotides long. RefSeq names its product origin recognition complex subunit 5 (gene Orc5). Gene Ontology annotation, cellular component: nuclear origin of replication recognition complex; nucleus. The transcript is spliced from 2 exons. Gene Ontology annotation, biological process: DNA replication initiation; DNA replication. Bases 60 to 1445 code for a protein of 461 amino acids. The record is from RefSeq and is a predicted model, not a curated record. NCBI's taxonomy places the organism in Eukaryota, Metazoa, Arthropoda, Insecta, Diptera, Drosophilidae. Gene Ontology annotation, molecular function: DNA replication origin binding.
GCGCGCAUUUCUUGGUCAUACCAAAUAUAAAUAUCCGCUUGUAAACAAAACAAUUGGUCAUGGAAUCCAUUUGCUCCACUUUGGAGCUGCAGUUUCCCUGUCGGGAGGCGGCAAUUGGCACCCUGGGUGGGCUUAUUGGCGACUCCAAAGAGCCUUACCCUGCGGCUAUUUACUUGUUCGGCCACAGUGGAACCGGCAAAACCGCUUUGACCAAAGCUUUCCUUAGGGAGUGCAACAAAAGACAGAAUGUCAGGAUUUCCCAUUUAAAUGCCAUCGAAUGCUACACCACCAAGAUCAUGUUAGAGAUCUUGCUGGAUUCCCUGGCACCGGAAGAAGUGGACUCUCUCAAGGCGGACAAUAUGCUGGAUAUUGUGGAGCAACUGCGUCGAUGGCACAAUGUUUCAGGGGUCGGUUCCCAGAGUUUCCUUAUUGCUGUCGAUAAUGCGGAACGCCUGCGGGAUAUGGAUGCCAAUGUUCUACCAGUACUCCUUCGAUUGCAACAGCUGACCAGCUUGAAUCUAUGCGUCAUUCUUUUGUCGCAGCUUCCCUUCGAAAAGUUUUACAACAAGACAGGAUUGAGUGAAGUUAUUGGACUGCAUUUGGCACAGUACAACAAGGCUGAAACACAGCGUAUUCUGGGAUCGGAUUUCGCCCAGGUGCGCACUCAACUACUGGAGCAGUAUGCCCAGGAUAAUAAGCGCCUGGAGAUUUGCAGGGAAGCCAUCACGGAGGAAUUCUACAAUAACUAUCUGAAUCUCUUUUUAAGCGUGUUCUACAAAGCUUGUCGAGAUGUUCCUGAGCUCCAGUUGACGGCUAGGAAAUGCAUGGACAUUUACCUAGAGCCCGUUUUGGAUGGCAGUGUGGAGGCCACGGAUAUCUCCCGACUUUGGCGACAUAUAGCUGGACCUUUGCGCUCAGCCCUCACACAGAUUUAUAUGCGAAUAGAAAAACCGCCAGAGGAGAGUUACGAUUUUACCGCUUUGGAGGAUCAGAGCGUUCGCAAGAUGGCGCAGUCGUUGGAGCUUCCAUACUAUGCAAAAUACCUCCUGAUUGCCGCAUUUCUAGCCAGUCACAAUGCAGCCAACCAGGACAAGCGGUUGUUUGUGAAACAUCAUGGAAAGCAGCGGAAACGGAUGCAGACGGUCAACGCCAGAGCAAAGACUACGGAAAAAAUGUCUACCACUUUGGGACCCAAAUCCUUUAGCAUCGACCGCUUGCUAGCCAUUUUUUACGCUAUUCUUGAGGAGAAAGUAGGCUUGACCUGCAAUCUCCUCUCUCAGAUCUCAACCCUGGUGCACCUUAAGCUCCUAAGCUUCGUUUCCGGCGAGCAGAAUAUUAUGGAUGGCUCUGCACGGCUGCAAUGCACCAUUGGUCUUGAGUUUGUAUUGCAGAUUGGAAAGGUUGUGGGCUUUAAUGUCCGCCAGUACCUCUGCGAUUUUAUGUAGUCCGUUUUGUUUUUUCAGUUUUUAAAUAUAUUCAAUAAAUAGUCCGGUACAUCGCUUA